Messenger RNA from Pygocentrus nattereri (red-bellied piranha), 3217 nucleotides. RefSeq names its product ephexin-1. The record is from RefSeq and is a predicted model, not a curated record. The transcript is spliced from 15 exons. Gene Ontology annotation, biological process: activation of GTPase activity. Gene Ontology annotation, molecular function: guanyl-nucleotide exchange factor activity; protein binding. The coding region runs from base 143 to 2851 and encodes 902 amino acids. Lineage: Eukaryota; Metazoa; Chordata; Actinopteri; Characiformes; Serrasalmidae.
CCAUCUCCUCUCUCAGGACACAGCUGAGCUUCGGAGGCUGUGGAGGUUGUUUUGUGGGCUGAUCAAGUGGAAAAGCCACGAACUGGAUCUCAGAUUCAAAGGAAUAACAGAACUGUGGGCUUGAAGAUCACCCAAGGGCUGUAUGGGUACGGAUGAGCACAUCAACACUAAACCUCAACUGCCCCCUAAACCCCAGGUAAGAAGGGGGAAAUGGCACAGAGCCACAGAAGUCAUUCAGAAGAAGGACGCGGAGGAGGCAGGAUGUCAAAUUUGGGCCAAGCAAAGUUCUAUGCCUGUGGGAAUAAGCAGCAGGCAUGUGUCCCAAUGGCCAGAGAAUGAGAAGGGCUUGGAAUCCCCAUCACAGAACAAGCCAAUCCCCAAACCCCGGCGGCACAAACCUCCCCUGUCCCAGCCUGCCGAUGACAGCAAUCCAAAUGUUUCCAGUGAAGCCUCUUUAUGUGCCCCAGGCAGCAGUAACUCAAUGGACAAUUCCAGUAAGGCAGACUCAGUUCCCUCUGCCUGCCCUCGAUCCUGUCCUUGUAUGUGUCAUCAUGCCAGUAAACAUGGACCCGCCCAUGGCCCACAGCAUGAAGACAAUCACUCUGAAGCUUCAAUGGACAAAGAAUACCACAAUCUGCAUUUGGACAACCGGAACCUCACAGACUACAAAACAAACCAAAGAGUCCCCCCUAAUAUACCUGUACCUCCAAGACCCCUACCCAAAGAGCCUCGGCAGAUCAUUAUAACAGACGUAGGUGAAACUACUGACCCUAACAUUAAGGAGGGGGUUUAUGUAGACAUUGACAGAGACCCACAAAGUGACAAGUGUAAUCUUACAUCAGCAGACCGCCAAAUGGGAAAUAUGACUGCACCUAGCUGUACUGUGCAGUCGUUCCCUCCAAAGCCUGUUCCAGCUUUGAGGACAAUCAACAAAGAAAGGGUGACACCUCAGACGCAGACUAAACAUCGGGACACUGAGCGCCUUAGCUUGGACAAUUUGAGGAAUGAGCUAUGUCGUCUAUUGUCAACCGAAAACCAAGAAAACGGUGGAGACAUCAGUAAGCCCAGAACGAUGAAGAACAUGAUUGUCCAGUUUAUAUUCUCAAAAAGCUUGGCUCAGUCAUCCACCGAGCAGAGCAAGGCCUCACAGGCUCAACUCCCAUCACAAAACAAAACACACACCCAAGCAGACAAAACCACAGCAAUCCCAGCAGAGGAACCAGCAAGAAAAAAAGGGCAAAAGCAAUCACUAAUUCAGGACAAAACUCAACCAGUUGUGGAGCACAUGGUCAAACACUUAUUUGACAGUUCAGCUACUGAAUCCAUCCAAAUCCCAGAACAAUAUCAUGAACAAUCAACUGCUACGCUGCCCUCUAGUGCAUUGGAGGUCCAGGGGACAGGAAACUCUUCACAAGCAGAGUCUAAAGGGAAUGAGAAUAAUUCUCAAAGUGGGGUGCUGGAGAGCUUUUGGCAGGAACGCCUUGUUGUGAGAGACAGAGGGAUCCUAAUCCAGCUCACUAAGGAGGAGAUUCAGCUUCAGGAGAGUAUUUAUGAAGUGGCCACUUCUGAGCAGUCCUAUCUUGAUGGGUUGACUGUGGCUGUGGACCACUUCCAGGAGUGUCCAGCUCUGAAGUCAGCCAUUUCGCCCAGAGACCAAAAAUCACUGUUUUCUGGCAUCAGCAGGAUAAGAGAGAUCAGCCAAAACUUCAUGGAUGCAAUGGUGCAGAAGUUGGGAUCCAGUUUACUUUGUGAUGUCAUCUGUGAUGUUGUGCAUCAUUAUGCCACUGGCCCAUUUGGUGCUUAUGUGGAUUACAUCCGCAACAUGCCUUACCAGAAGCAAACUCUACUCAACCUGAGGAAGGAGAGCCCUCAGGUUGUGGAGGUUUUAACCAAACUGGAGGAUGACCCCCGCUGUAACCGUCUGCCCCUCUACUCCUUCCUAUGUCUACCAUUCCAGAGGAUUCCCCGCUUAAAGAUCUUAAUGGAGACGGUACUAAAGAGGACAGCUCCAGGGUCAGAUGUUCAGGCCUCUGCAGAGAGAGCUCUGAAGGAAAUCUCCAAGGUGGUGGAAGCGUGCAAUAGGGAAGUGGGCAAGAUGAAGCAGAUGGAGGAACUGGUGCUUAUUGCCAAUAAAGCAGAGUUUGAGUGCAAGGCCCUGCCUCUUGUGUCAUCUUCUCGCUGGCUGGUCAAAAAUGGGGACUUGGCUCAGCUCUCUCAGAAGGAGACCGUUUUUGGCCGGAAGAAACUCUACCCUGUCCAUCUGUUCCUCUUCAAUGAUCUUCUACUGGUGGCCACAAGGAAAGGGCCAGACAGGUACCUAGUGCACGAUCAUGUUCAUCGUUCUCUGGUUGAAGUCACUGAGGGUCCUGAGGUGGACGAGGACCUGGAUGGAUGCGACCUGAGCAGAGUUUUUCAGCUGGCUGUUGUAAAGAACCACAGGGGAACUUUGUCACAUUACUUACUACAGGCGUCAACGCAAGCAGAGAGAAACAGCUGGCUUGACGUGCUCAGAGGCCAGAGGGGUGAGGAGGACGGAGUGUAUGAAGAGUGGGACUGCCCUCAGGUGUGCUGUAUUGAGGUGUACCAUGCACAACAGCCAGGAGAGCUCAGUCUAAAGAGGGGGGACAUAAUCAACAUCAUCCAGAAAUCAACUGAUGGUUAUAUGGAGGGCCGGAGGCUUUAUGAUGGGGAGAGGGGGCGGUUCCCUGCUGCGUGUGUGGAGGAAAUCUCUACUGAGCAUGUACAGAGACGGCACCUUCGUGAGCGCUACCGCGUCCUACAGGCAGCCACUCGUUUGAUAAAGCGUUACAGUCCUCCCAAAGACUACCGGACCACACUUUGCUUCAAAUAAGAGACACUCAGUUCAGCAACUUUUUUUAAAAAUCAUUUUUAAACUCAUUGUUAAGAACCAUGGAAGCCAAAACUGUGACUGCUGUGUGAAAUGUACAGAGAUAUGAGCUGUGAAAGUAUUUCCUGAUGACCUCAGUGAAUCAUUUAUUGUGGUCUCGGUAAGAAUGAUGCUCUCUGAGGAAAGUUCAAUAUUGUUCCAACACUUCUCUUAUUACUGCACUGUUAAUGCAUACUGGUGGAUUUUCAUUUUGAAAGACAACUGUGCUUCCCAGCUCCAACCUUUAGUCAGUUGGACCUGCUCAUCUGUUUUUUUUUUUUUUUGAUGGAUACUGGAUUCUUUGUAAAUAAACACUUGUGGUAUGGAGGA